This is a messenger RNA of Lotus japonicus, 1958 nucleotides long. Its product is annotated as UDP-glucose flavonoid 3-O-glucosyltransferase 7-like. The transcript has 2 exons. Gene Ontology annotation, molecular function: UDP-glycosyltransferase activity. Bases 178 to 1578 code for a protein of 466 amino acids. The record is from RefSeq and is a predicted model, not a curated record. Lineage: Eukaryota; Viridiplantae; Streptophyta; Magnoliopsida; Fabales; Fabaceae.
CUUACUUAAAUUACCCCACUCCAAGACAUUAUUUUAGUACCACAAAAUUUGAACUAAAUUUCCAAACUAAACUAAAGUCUGCCCUUGAGUCUUCAAAGAAAGCAACCAGUUGAAGUUGAACCCAAAAGCUCCAACUGUGUCAGUGUCUCCACCACCGUCCGCCUUCCACCGACCACCAUGGAUGAAGAAAAUACACUGAAACUCUACUUCAUUCCAUACCUAGCAGCUGGUCACAUGAUACCUCUGUGUGACAUAGCCACACUCUUCGCCUCACGUGGCCAACACGUGACCAUCAUCACCACUCCCUCCAACGCCCAAAUCCUUCGAAAAUCCAUCUCCGAUGCCGUCAUCCACCUCCACACCGUCCAAUUCCCCUCCAAACAAGUUGGCCUCCCCGACGGCGUCGAAACCAUGACCGCCCUCACUAACCUCGCUGACUCCGCCAAAUUCUACCAAGCCGCCAUGCUCCUCCAAGGCCCAAUCGGAGAUUUCGUGGAGCAGAACCCACCCGACUGCAUCGUUGCCGAUUUCAUGAUGCCAUGGGUUGGUGACCUCGCCAACAGGCUUCGAAUCCCGAGACUCGCCUUCAACGGCUUCUCCCUCUUCACCGUCUCCGCCAUGGAAUCCAUCAGAAAACACCGCUCCCAAACCGACCCGUUUACCAUCCCGGAUUUUCCUCACCAUAUCACCCUGCGCGCGAGACCACCGAAAUCCACCACCGGAUUCAUGGAAUCUCUGCUGGAGAAAGAGCUCACAAGCCACGGGUUGAUAGUGAACAACUUCGCCGAGCUCGACGGAGAAGAGUACAUCGAGCACUACGAGAGAAUCACUGGUCACAAGGCUUGGCAUCUUGGCCCUGUUUCUCUGAUUCGAAGAACAGAGCAAGAUAAAGCAGAGAGGGGGCAGAACAGCGUGGUGAAAGUGGACGAGUUACUGAGUUGGCUCAACUCGAAGCCACUAAACUCAGUUCUCUACAUCUGCUUCGGUAGCGUGUGCCAUUUUCCUGAUAAUCAGCUUUACGAGAUUGCAAGCGCUAUUGAAGCUUCAGGUUAUGGAUUCAUAUGGGUGGUUCCUGAGAAGAAGGGGAAAGAGGAAGAGAGUGAAGAAGAGAAGAGAAAAUGGCUUCCGAUUGGGUUUGAAAAGAAGGGGAUAAUUAUCAGGGGGUGGGCUCCGCAGGUGGUUAUACUGGGCCACCGUGCGGUGGGUGCGUUUGUGACGCAUUGUGGGUGGAACUCCACUUUGGAGGCGGUUAGCGAGGGGGUUCCGAUGAUCACGUGGCCGGUGCACAGUGAGCAAUUCUAUAACGAGAAGCUGAUUACGGAGGUGCGGGGGAUUGGCGUGGAGGUGGGUGCAGAGGAGUGGAGCUCCAUUGGGUUUGGGGAGAGGGAGAAGGUGGUGAGCAGGGAGAGUAUAGAGAAGGCUGUGAGGAGGUUGAUGGACGGUGGUGAUGAAGCGGAGCAGAUCAGACGGCGGGCACAUGAGUAUGGGAGGAAGGCUAGGCUGGCUGUUGAAGAAGGUGGCUCCUCCCACAACAAUUUGACGGCUUUGAUUGAUGAUAUUAAAAGAUUGAGGGCCUAAAUGUGUUUAUGUUUAGCACUUGUUGGGUAUUUAUAGUACAACCAAAGGCAAACACAAACAAGGUUCAUGAGAGGCAACAAUUUCUAUACUGUGAGGCAAUAGCAGUCUUGUGAGGCUACAAGAGAUUGCAUGUGAAGCAACAGUACGUUGCUCUUGUAGUCUUGUCUUGUGAGGCAACAAAUGAGCAUGUGGUGCUUUAGGUUGGUAUUUACAUAACAACUCUCUCUACCAAUCUAGAGAGUUUUAUCCUGACAGAGCUUCCCAUGAGGUCUCUCUACCAAUAUUUAAUGUAGCAUUCAUAGGAUAUCAAGCCUAAAAUCUAUGCUUAAAUUAGAAAAAUUAUGUGUCAGACUGUCAGUUAAUCUAUACAUUAUUUGGUA